Molecule: messenger RNA, 1946 nt
Organism: Pungitius pungitius (ninespine stickleback)
Lineage: Eukaryota; Metazoa; Chordata; Actinopteri; Perciformes; Gasterosteidae
Gene: pdzk1
Product: PDZ domain containing 1
Exons: 8
Coding region: 119-1663 (514 amino acids)
Biological process (GO): protein localization to plasma membrane
Cellular component (GO): apical plasma membrane
Molecular function (GO): signaling receptor binding; protein-membrane adaptor activity
Source: RefSeq, a predicted model, not a curated record
CAGAGAUUGGGAGGGGGGAGCACAAGGAGGACAGGUUGAAGACACAUUAGAUAACAGCCAAGCAGGGACAGGUGAGCUCUGCCUUCGGACUGCAACACUGAGCAGAGACGAGCUGGACAUGGCCGGGUACAAGCCAAAAGUGAUUUCUCUAACCAAGAGGCCGGGUCAUUCGUUUGGCUUCUACUUGAGGGUGGAGCAGGCUGUGGAGGGUCACCUGAUCCGCUGCCUGGAAAUGGGAGGUCCAGCUGAGCUGUCUGGCAUGAAGGAUGGAGACCGCAUACUGCGGGUCAACGGAACGCUUGUUGAUGGACUCUCCCAUUCAGAAGUGGUGGACAUGAUCAGGAACAGCGGAGCAUCGGUUACGUUUCACAUCCUGGAUGAAGCCUCCUACGUGCAGGCCAAAGCCACCGGAGUAAACCUGUCCGAUCCUCAGAGCACACAGGUGGCCAACGGUGUGGCCAAACAUUCUCUGAAACCCAAACUCUGCUACCUGGUGAAGUCCACCUCAGGCUACGGCUUCUCCAUUCGCUCAGUCAAAGGUGAGGAGGGUUUGUUCAUGACCGAGGUGAUCCCAGGAGGUGUGGCUGACAGGGCCGGGGUCAGCGUCAACGACCGCCUGCUGGAGGUCAACGCAGAGGACGUAGAAGGCUCCACACACGACCAGGUAGUGGACAAGAUCAAACUGGCCGGCAGCAGCAUCAUGCUCUUGCUGGCGGACCGGGAAACGCACAGGUACUACCAGAACCAACAUACGAAGAUAGGACCAUGGUUGGCCACUGCAAAGCAUCUCCCACACAAGCCGCAGAUCAUCAAAAUGACCAAAGGCUCCGAUGGCUACGGCUUCCUGCUCGAGGAGAAGAACCGACAAGGCCAAGCCACAGGCCACUUCAUGAAGAACAUAGACAGAGGCAGCCCGGCGGAUAAAGCGGGUCUGCGGGAGAUGGACAAACUAGUAGCCGUGGAUGGCGAGGAGGUUCAAAGCUGCAGCCACGAGCAGGUGGUGGAAAAGAUGAGGCGGAGUGGAAACAAAUGCUGCCUCCUAGUGGUGGACCAAGACACGGACGAAAUGUAUAAGCUGGCAGGAGUGUCACCCAUCGUCUUCUUGGGGGAGAUGAGUGAAUCCAACCCACCGCCUAGUUACAUAGAAGCCCUCAAUUUACCUUCUCCCGUCCAACGGGCCGUACCUGAAGAAAGUAGGAAGGAGGAGCUCAAGCCCAAACUGUGUAAGAUGGAAAAGGACUCGAGUGGCUAUGGCUUUCACCUAAAUGGCCUCCAGGGGGUGCUUGGACAUUACAUCAAGGAGGUGGUGAAAGGUGGAGCAGCUGACAGGGCGGGUCUGCAGAAUGACGACAUUGUUGUGGAGGUCGGCGGGGUGAACGUGGAGGAGAGAAGCCACGAGGAGGUGGUGUCCAUUAUCCGCAGCAGCGGCAGCUCGCUGGAGAUACUGGUGGCUGACAAAAGCGUGUACGACCAACUGAAAGCCAAAGGAGUGACCAUCACACGCCUGCUCCUCGGAGAGACAUCUUAUGCUCAGGUCCACACCGCAGACGCCCCAGAGGAAGACGAGGGACACGAGGAGGCCAGACCCCAAACCCCGACGGAACCAGAGAGAGAGAGGACCACAUCAACUUCAUCUAAAGAAAGUUCUGAUGAAAGACUCUGAAAAAAAAUCACCAAAUUAGCCUGCGCUCCAAUUUUGUCUUUCUCUACAUAAUUUUCUAAACAAGCAGCUCUGAGGGUUUCACACAUGCAACCAAUAUCACAUGAGGCAAGAGAUGUGGACAGUCAAAAAGACCUUUGGAAUUCCCUGACGAGAUCUGAACUCCAUGUGGGUAUUUGCAAGACUUGGGGCAUCGUUUGAUGAAAAUUUACUAGCAAUCAAUAUUCAAUUAUCUAACUAAUUUUAAAUAUCUGCGUACGAGGUUAAGCUACCACUAUUAUUGUCA